CUGAAGUGUUGACUGAUGAACUUAAUCAUGAACAUGACUCAAAAAUGUUAAUAACUAAACCAAGACCAUGGGGAAUUCAUAUGCUGGGCAACUGAAAUCUGCUCGAUUUGAAGAAGCACUCCACAACUCCAUAGAAGCCUCUCUCCGAUGUAGUAGUGUGGUGCCACGGCCAAUUUUUUCCCAGCUCUAUUUGGACCCUGACCAGCAUCCUUUCCCAUCUGCAGAUGUCAAACCCAAAGUAGAGGAUCUGGAUAAAGAUUUGGUACACCGCUACACUCAAAAUGGCAGUCUGGAUUUUUCGAACAAUCUAACAGUUAAUGACAUGGAAGACGAUGAAGAUGAUGAAGAAAUGUCUGAUUCAAACAGUCCUCCAAUUCCCUAUUCACAAAAACCUGCCCCAGAAGGAUCUUGCACUACAGAUGGUUUUUGUCAAGCAGGAAAGGAUUUGCGUUUGGUAUCACUCUGUAUGGAACAAAUCGACAUCCCGGCAGGAUUCCUCCUGGUGGGGGCCAAAUCUCCCAAUCUUCCUGAACAUAUCCUAGUGUGUGCUGUAGACAAGCGAUUCCUACCAGAUGAUAAUGGGAAAAAUGCACUUUUAGGGUUUUCUGGAAAUUGUAUCGGCUGUGGAGAAAGAGGAUUUCGGUAUUUCACGGAAUUUUCCAACCAUAUUAACUUGAAGCUCACCACUCAGCCUAAGAAGCAGAAGCACUUAAAGUACUACCUAGUCAGAACCUCCCAGGGUGUACUGUCAAAGGGACCUCUUAUCUGCUGGAAAGAAUGUAGAAGCCGACAAUCCUCUGCUACUUGUCAUUCUAUUAAACCAAACUCUUCUGUGUCAUCAACUGUGACCCCAGAAAAUGGAACAACUAAUGGAUACAAAACAGGAUUCACUCAAACAGAGGCUGCAAAUGGGAACAGUAGUCAAGGAGGGAAGACUAGCACACCCAGCUCCACUCCAGCCCGCCCAGGGAACUACUCCUUGUCACCAAGACCUAGCUAUGCAUCUGCAGACCAAGCUACCAUGUUCAUUUCUGGACCACCAAAGAAACGACACCGUGGAUGGUACCCUGGGUCACCAGUACCCCAACCUGGUUUAGUUCUACCUGUUCCUACAAUUCGCCCUCUUUCAAGAACUGAGCCCCUUUUAUCUGCCCCAGUUCCACAGACCCCAUUAACUGGAAUUUUACAACCUCGGCCCAUUCCUGCAGGGGAAACUGUAAUUGUUCCUGAAAACCUGCUAAGUAACUCAGGCGUUAGACCUGUAAUUCUGAUAGGCUAUGGCACUUUACCCUAUUUCUAUGGAAAUGUUGGUGACAUUGUUGUGAGUCCUCUGCUGGUGAAUUGCUACAAGAUUCCACAGUUGGAAAACAAAGAUUUGGAACAAUUGGGGUUGACUAGUAGCCAGCUCCUGAGCGUGGAAAACAUGAUCCUUCUGACCAUCCAGUACCUUGUGCGCCUGGGUCCUGAUCAGAUACCUCUCAGGGAGGAAUUUGAGCAAAUUAUGCUGAAAGCUAUGCAGGAAUUUACUCUGAGAGAGCGGGCCCUGCAGAUGGGAGCUUCGUGUACCCCAGUGUCUCCAGGACAACUCCCCUGGCUUGCUAGAUUAAUUGCCAGUGUGUCACAAGACUUGGUUCAUGUGAUUGUGACUCAAAACUCUUUAGCAGAGGGCAUUUCAGAGACAUUGCGGAUUCUCAGUGAAAUAAGACACUAUCAAAGGUUGCCAGAUUAUGUGGUGGCAAUUUGUGCAUCAAAAAUCAGAGGAAAUGAGUUUUGUGUGGUGGUGUUAGGCCAACAUCAGUCCCGGGCUCUGGCAGAGAGUAUGCUCACCACAAGUGAGUUUUUGAAAGAAAUUAGUUAUGAGCUCAUCACAGGAAAGGUCAGUUUCCUGGCAUCACAUUUCAAAACCACGUCAUUAGGUGAUGACCUGGAUAAGCUACUCGAAAAAAUGCAACAGAGAAGAGGAGACAGUGUGGUCACCCCUUUCAAUGGAGAUCUUAAUGAAUGUGUGUCACCCCAGGAGGCUGCUGCUAUGAUCCCUACCCAAAAUCUGGAUUUAGACAAUGAAAGCUUCCAAAUUUAUCAGCCACAGCUUACUGUUGCCAGAAAACUCUUAUCCCAGGUAUGUGCUAUUGCUGACAGUGGCAGCCAGAGCCUGGACCUCGGCCACUUUAGCAAAGUGGACUUCAUCAUCAUUGUCCCAAGAUCGGAGGUUCUGGUCCAGCAAACUCUUCAACGGGUUCGACAAUCAGGUGUCCUUGUAGACCUGGGACUGGAGGAAAAUGGGACGGCUCAUCAGAGAGCAGAGAAAUAUGUUGUUCGUCUGGACAAUGAGAUUCAAAGCAAGUUUGACGUUUUUAUGAGGAGGGUGAAACAGAACCCGUACACACUGUUUGUACUAGUUCAUGACAACUCCCAUGUGGAGCUAACGAGUGUCAUUUCAGGCACUCUGUCCCAUGGUGAACCCAGUCAUGGGUUGGCAGAUAGAGUCAUUAAUUGCAGAGAAGUUCUGGAAGCUUUCAACCUCCUGGUGCUCCAGGUUAGCUCCUUUCCAUACACACUACAGACCCAGCAGUCCCGAAUCAGCUCCAGCAACGAAGUUCACUGGAUACAGCUGGACACUGUGGAGGAUGUGGGCUGUGAGGAGAAGCUGUACUUCGGCUUGAACGAGUACAGCAAGUCUCUGCAGUGGGGGGUCACCAGCCCACUUUUGAGAUGCGACGAGACCUUUGAGAAGAUGGUGAACACACUCUUGGAGAGGUACCCCAGAUUGCACAGCAUGGUCGUCCGCUGCUAUCUUCUCAUCCAGCAGUACUCGGAGGCCCUGAUGGCUCUCACCACCAUGGCGUCGCUCCGAGACCACAGCACACCUGAAACGCUCAGCAUUAUAGAUGACCUCAUCAGCUCCCCAGGAAAAACCAAGAGUGGGAGGGGCCACAUGCUCAUCAUAAGGGUGCCCUCGGUGCAGCUGGCCAUGCUGGCCAAGGAGCGGCUGCAGGAGGUGCGCGACAAGCUGGGUCUGCAGUACCGCUUCGAGAUCAUCCUGGGGAACCCCGCCUCCGAACUCAACGUGGCCACUCACUUUGUGGCACGAUUAAAGACGUGGAGAGGAAAUGAGCCAGAAGAAUGGAUCCCUCGGACGUAUCAAGAUUUAGAAGGUCUGCCUUGCAUAGUAAUAUUAACCGGCAAAGACCCUCUGGGGGAAACCUUUCCCAGGUCUUUGAAGUACUGCGACCUCCGGUUAAUCGACUCGAGCUAUUUAACUCGCACGGCUUUGGAACAGGAGGUGGGUCUGGCAUGCUGCUAUGUCUCAAAAGAGGUCAUCCGGGGACCCACUGCUGCCCUGGACCUCAGUGGGAAAGAGCCAGAGCGGGCCCCUGCCAGCGAGAAUGACUCCGAGGAGCUGCUCAUCGACCUGGAGAGGCCGCAGAGUAACAGCAGCGCUGUCACUGGAACCUCCGGGUCCAUCAUGGAGAAUGGAGUGAGCUCCUCCAGCACAGCCGACAAGCCCCAGAAGCAGCCCCGGACGCCCAGCCUGCAGAGUCCUGCCCCGAGCCUGGGGCUGGGGGAAGGGGUCUCGGCCAGCGCGGGGGAGACCCUGAAGCAGGAGUGUGACUCCCUGGGCCCCCCAAUGGCCAGCAGCACCACCACCCCCAAGCUUUCCUCGUCCUCCUCGGGCGCCCGAAGCCUGGCGUGGCCCGGCCAGCCCCCCAGAGGCUACAGGAGCCUGGACGUCAGCCUGCCCCCGGUGGUGAUCUUAUCCAAGGCGGCCUACGGCCUCCUGGGCGCCCCGAAGGAUGGCAAGCUGCCGUCCUCCGCCUCCCUGCUGCCCCACGCCGAUGUGGCGUGGGUGAGCUCCCUGCGGCCCCGCCUGCACAGGGACACGAGCAGCGAGGAGCAGUCCCUGUACUACCGCCAGUGGACGUCGGCCCGGCAGCACCACGCCGACUACGGCAACCAGCCCGACCCGGCCUCGGGGGCCCCGACCUUCCACCCGCGGCGGCUGCUGCUGACCGGACCCCCACAGGUUGGAAAGACUGGCUCCUAUUUACAGUUCCUCAGGAUCCUCUUCCGCAUGCUCAUCCGGCUCCUGGAGGUGGAUGUGUAUGACGAGGAGGAAAUCAACACUGGAGGCCAGCAACGUGCUGGACAAGGGGCCUUUUUCUUUCUUGUUAGGAAAGUUCACCGCUACGAUGGUUAUAACCAGUGUGAAAUUCAGUUUGUAGAGUCCAGCUCUCCCCAAGGCAUGGUGGGCCCUUGGGAAAUGUGUGCCUACAAGGACUGUAAGAAUGAGGAACAGACAGUGCCAGCAAUCUGUACCUCUCCACGCUUGGAAGGACUGUGUAGGAGCCAGAUGCUUGGUUCCCACCUAGUUCCCAGUGGCAGCUGCUCAACUCGAAUUGAUUGCAUUCCAAAUCAUUUGCAUGUUGCUGCUGGUAACCAGAGGUCUGACGACCAGAUGUCUGACUCCACCCUUCAUGCGUUCACAUUUUCUUCCUCUAUGCUGGGAGAAGAAGUUCAGCUCUAUUUCAUCAUUCCCAAGUCCAAAGAGAGUCAUUUUGUCUUCAGCAAGCAGGGCAAACACCUGGAGAGCAUGAGGCUGCCUCUGGUUUCAGACAAGAAUUUGAAUGCAGUCAAGAGCCCUAUUUUCACUCCUUCCAGUGGUCGCCACGAGCAUGGACUCCUAAAUCUUUUCCACGCCAUGGAGGGCACCAGCCACCUCCACCUUCUGGUAGUCAAAGAGUAUGAGAUGCCACUGUACCGCAAGUACUGGCCUAACCACAUCAUGCUGGUGCUUCCCGGCAUGUUCAAUAACGCAGGCGUGGGUGCUGCUAGGUUCCUCAUUAAGGAGCUGUCAUAUCACAACCUAGAACUGGAGAGAAACCGCUUGGAGGAGCUGGGAGUCAAACGCCAGUGUGUCUGGCCUUUCAUCGUUGUGAUGGAUGACUCCUGUGUUCUGUGGAACAUUCACAGUGUUCAGGAGCAAACCAGCCAGCCAGUGGAAGCAGGAGUUUCAAGUAAGAAUGUGUCCUUGAAGAGUGUCUUGCAGCAUAUUGAAGCCACACCAAAGAUCAUCCACUACGCAAUCCUGGGAAUACAAAAAUGGAGCAGCAAGCUGACUUCUCAAAGCCUAAAGACCCCGUUCUCUAGGUGCCAUGUGCAUGACUUCAUUCUCCUCAACAUAGACUUGACUCAGAAUGUGCAGUAUGACUUUAACAGGUAUUUCUGUGAAGAUGUUGACUUUAACCUGAGAACAAACAGUAGUGGUUUGCUCAUCUGCCGCUUUAAUAACUUCAGUCUCAUGAAGAAACACAUUCAGGUUGGAGGACAAAGGGACUUUAUCAUUAAACCAAAGAUCAUGGUGUCAGAGAGCUUAGCUCCCAUCUUGCCCCUUCAGUACAUCUGUGCUCCUGACAGUGAACACACACUGCUAGCAGCUCCAGCACAAUUUCUCCUGGAGAAGUUCCUUCAGCAUGCUUCAUAUAAACUCUUCCCCAAAGCCAUCCAUAACUUCAAGAGUCCUGUGCUGGCCAUUGACUGCUACCUGAACAUUGGACAAGAGGUGGCCAUAUGCUACAUCAGCUCCAGACCCCACUCCAGCAAUGUCAAUUGUGAAGGGGUAUUUUUCAGUGGACUCCUUUUGUACCUCUGUGACUCUUUUGUAGGUGCUGAUCUUCUUAAGAAAUUUAAGUUCCUAAAAGGUGCUACCCUGUGUGUCAUCUGCCAAGACCGAAGCUCCUUACGCCAAACCAUUGUCCGCUUAGAGCUAGAGGACGAGUGGCAGUUCCGUCUCCGGGAUGAGUUUCAAACUGCUAACAGCAGUGAUGACAAGCCUCUUUACUUUCUAACUGGACGCCACGUAUGAAUGUUUGAAGAGACCAAAAAUAACAAAGGGAUGCCUAGGUGGGAUGGGAGUGAAACAAUUACUGGGGAUUUCUUUUCUUCAAAGUACAAUCACUGUGGAGCAAAGUGCAACAUACUUGUCUAUUCUCCAAAGAACUCCUCAGAUCUGUCUUUGGGAUCAUUCUUCAGUUCCAAUUACGGGACCUUAAGUUCAGGUGAACUGCAUAGUAGGUAGUUAUGCAAUUACUUAGGAUGGGAGCCCAAGGAGGAUAGACUUUGGAGAACAAACAGUUUGCAUGAUUUUGUUUCUACUAUAUUAUGUUAAAGGAAAAGCUGUCAGCAUUAGGUAGCUUGAAUGUUGUUAAAUGAGACUCACACUAUUGGUGUGGAACUAACUGAAGACAAACGUUAAGAGGCCUGACCCUCAGUUUCUCUUCAGAUCUGUACUUUGGUACAGUAUUUCUCAGGGGUAUGAAAUGAUAAAAUGUAGAAGAUAUUUGUAUUUAAAAAAACUAGUAGUUUUGUCUUUCUCUGUGCAGUGUUAGUUUAAGAUUUAUAAUCUUAUAUGUAUUGAAACUUUUGGCAAAAUUUCCACAGGAGUUAAAAGUUUACUAUUUAAACCGAACAAACAAAUCAGUAAAUGCAGGGCAGGCAUUGUGCGCAUUUAUGAAGCUUCUCAGCUUAGUCCCUAUGGAUUUCCCAUUCUUUAAAAAUGUCUCCAGUCUUUAAGCACAUCAUGUCUAUAUGGCACAGUGAUUAUUCUUGUGCAAAUAAUGGAGUACGUAGUUGAGCCAAUUAAGCCACACUUGCAGUAAACCUGCACCUACCCUGUUUGGGUUGAAAGAAAGCAGUGGCCAUCAGUAGUGUCAGGCUGGGAUUCUGUUAUGGAGUCAAAUCAGCUCAUUUCUUUCAGGAACUCAAACAAAAUUUCCUCUAAAAGACACACUGAAUAUAAGCUGCCUUACAGUGAGAACAUGGAGACUGCUGAAGCAGUCAUAGAAAGAGAAGGAACUGUUUUUCUUAGUUCUCCCAGCCACUUUUUUUUGCGAGGAAUGAGGAAGAUUCUAUGAAGUCUUUUUGACUCACUAAAAUCUAUAGGUGGUGUUUUACUAACAUCAAUAGGAGGCAUAAGUUUCUAUGGAUUUCUCACCAAAUAAUAAAAAACAGGGUUUCAGAAAGUAUUUUACAAGUCUAUUGGAAGUUUACACUGAGAUUACAAGUUCAUCACUUAUUUUCAGAUUAUUCUCAUUAGUCCACAUGUGUAUCACUUUAUCCCCACUUAAAAUGGUCACUUUUACUUGAAUCUAUUUUAGGCCCCAGAGGGCCUAUCUAAGCCUGCAUUUACUUAGAACAAAUAGUGUUAACCUAUCAGCUUUAUUGUCUUGUGAUAACACGGAGUUUACAGCUAGUGAAAUGAUGAAAUGUAUUAGACUGAAACUGGUUUGCAAAUCUCUUGGUUUUAAUAUAGCUACUUGUAAUGCUUUAAGUGUAUCUUGAAAUGAACAAUUCCUUUUAACCCCAUUUUUAAACUGUCCUUCAAAGAAGACCUGCCUUAUGUAUGAUUUAAAAAAUAUUGCUUUAGUACAAACUUUUGGCAAAGAGGUAUGUUCUGACGCAAUUUUUUUUAGAAUGAAUGUACUUCACUUCCUCCUGUCUGGUUAAAAGGGCCUGGUGCAGAUGAUAUGUCAAGAAACCCACUGUCUGUGCAAUAUUUCAAUAACACUACAUAGGGCAAAUAAAAUACUUGAAAUAAUUCUAAAACAAUUUUUGUACCUGGGGAAGAUGGCUUUAUGACUGAAAAUCUAAAGAACAUUUUUAAAGCUAGAUGAAAGUACUCAAAUGAUUAUGGCUUGUAAAUACUUCUCAAUUCAACAGUGUAGAAGAAAAAUACCGGAAUAAAGCCAAAGACUAUCAUCCAACAAUGAAGAAAUUUCAACUGAUCUGCCUGCCUUCCCUGCCUCCCCUCCCUGCCUGUUUUACUAAGUCUGGAUCUUUUAAAAAUAUCUUCUCAGUAUAAUUCCUUCAGGAAUGUCCUCUUAAGGAUGAAAUUGCACAAGUUCAGGACACCAUGACUUCUUAAUGCUUGUCUUGGGAGUGUUCAGUUUUAUGCUUUUUCCUUAAGAUGCUGAGGUAAGGCAAAUGGAUUCACUCAGCCACACAAACUUACCUUCAGGCCUGCUGGACCUCGGCAUCUAUGACAGCUCACACAGGUUAAUACUGAAUGUAAACUAAAAAUUGCAAGGAUCAUUGUAGUCAAUCAGUUUGGGCUGUAAUUUAUGCAACGGCUUCUUAUGACUUAGAAAAGGGGCACCUUGUUCCUUUACUACUGUAAAAUUUUCUUAACCAAAAUUUGGUGAAUUUCACCAGUCUACCUCACAUUUUGUUUUUAUUCUAUAAGUUGUGUCUACAGUAUGUUUUAUCCUUUCAUUUAAUUUGGUGAAUGUAUUAA
Dipodomys ordii (Ord's kangaroo rat) is the source of this 8290-nucleotide messenger RNA. RefSeq names its product growth regulation by estrogen in breast cancer-like (gene Greb1l). The record is from RefSeq and is a predicted model, not a curated record. Lineage: Eukaryota; Metazoa; Chordata; Mammalia; Rodentia; Heteromyidae. Gene Ontology annotation, biological process: multicellular organism development; kidney development. The transcript has 32 exons. The coding region runs from base 68 to 5863 and encodes 1931 amino acids.